AUGAAAUCCAAUUGCACCUCACGUUUCUCCUCCUCCUUCUUCGUCGCUGUUAGAGGCUCCAUUAUUUACGACAACGGUCUUUAUCAUCUACACAGAUCUAAAGUUUCGGUCUUUAUCAUCUACACAGGGUUCGUUUCUAGGUCGAUCGCUCAACAACCCUUUGUGAAAUUGAUUUUCCAUAACCUUGUUGGAAGGCAGCCAGAAAUUGAAAGAGUUACUCAAAUUCUGGGAAGACGUACAAAAAACAAUCCCUGCCUCAUUGGAGAACCCGGUGUUGGAAAGACUGCUAUUGCAGAAGGUCUUGCCCAAAGAAUUGCAAAUAGGGAUGUUCCAGAAACAAUUGAGGGGAAGAAGGUGAUUACUCUAGACAUGGGUCUACCUGUUGCUGGGACAAAGUAUCGUGGAGAGUUUGAGGAGAGAUUGAAGAAGCUGAUGGAAGAAAUCAAACAAAGUGAUGAAAUUAUACUAUUUAUUGAUGAGGUCCAUACUUUAAUUGGAGCAGGAGCUGUAGAGAGGGCUAUUGAUGCUGCUAACAUCUUGACUAUGAAAGCUUCAAUUGGCCCAUAGCACUUGUUAAAGUUUAAGUUUUAAAGUUCAAUGUCUUAAGAGGCAGAUUAUGAAAGUGCAAUGCCUUUUGGAAGUGAAAUUGGUUUCAUUUUACCUGUUAUACCCUUUAUAUUCAAGAGUGAGGAUUCCACUUAAUGUAUGGACAGCAGUUAGGACAAGAAUAA
Molecule: messenger RNA, 731 nt
Organism: Lactuca sativa (garden lettuce)
Lineage: Eukaryota; Viridiplantae; Streptophyta; Magnoliopsida; Asterales; Asteraceae
Source: RefSeq, a predicted model, not a curated record